Messenger RNA from Propithecus coquereli (Coquerel's sifaka), 2549 nucleotides. It is a transcript of the gene GDF1, whose product is annotated as growth differentiation factor 1. The record is from RefSeq and is a predicted model, not a curated record. Gene Ontology annotation, molecular function: cytokine activity; growth factor activity. Bases 1383 to 2501 code for a protein of 372 amino acids. Gene Ontology annotation, cellular component: extracellular region. The transcript is spliced from 8 exons. Lineage: Eukaryota; Metazoa; Chordata; Mammalia; Primates; Indriidae. Gene Ontology annotation, biological process: SMAD protein signal transduction; BMP signaling pathway.
ACGCGGAGCGCGCGGCUCCGGAGGCCACCGCGGGCAGGCGCAGGCGACGGGAACGGCCGGCUAGCGGGCGGCAUGGCGGCGGCGGGGACGGCGGCAGGGCCGGCGGGGCCCGAGCCCAUGCCGAGCUACGCGCAGCUGGUGCAGCGGGGCUGGGGCAGCGCGCUGGCGGCGGCGCGGGGCUGCGCGGACUGCGGCUGGGGGCUGGCCCGCCGCGGCCUGGCGGAGCACGCGCACCUGGCGCCGCCCGAGCUGCUGCUGCUGGCGGUCGGCGCGCUCGGCUGGACCGCACUGCGCUCGGCGGCCACCGCGCGCCUCUUUCGGCCCCUGGCCAAGCGGUGCCGCCUCCAGCCUAGAGAUGCCUCCAAGAUGCCUGAGAGCGCCUGGAAGUUUCUCUUCUAUCUGGGCUCCUGGAGCUAUACCUCCUACCUGCUCUUCGGCACUAACUACCCCUUCUUCCAUGACCCGCCAUCUGUCUUCUACGACUGGACACCAGGCGUGGCGGUGCCACGGGACAUCGCAGCCACCUACCUGCUGCAGGGAAGCUUCUACGGCCACUCCCUCUACGCCACGCUGUACAUGGACACCUGGCGCAAGGACUCAGUGGUCAUGCUCGUCCACCACGUGGUCACCCUGGCCCUCAUCAUCUCUUCCUACGCCUUCCGGUACCACAACGUGGGCAUCCUUGUGGUCUUCCUGCAUGAUAUCAGCGACGUGCUGCUCGAGUUCACCAAGCUCAACGUCUACUUCAAAUCCCGCGGCGGCUCCUACCACCGGCUGCACGCCCUGGCGGCCGACCUGGGCUGCCUCGGCUUCUGCUUCAGCUGGUUCUGGUUCCGCCUCUAUUGGUUCCCUCUCAAGGUCCUGUACGCCACGGUCCACUGCAGCCUGCGCUCCGUGCCUGACAUCCCCUUCUACUUCUUCUUCAAUGCGCUGCUGCUGCUGCUCACCCUCAUGAACCUCUACUGGUUCCUGUACAUCGUGGCGUUCGCCGCCAAGGUGCUCACGGGCCAGGUGCGCGAGCUGAAAGACCUGCGGGAGUACGACGCGGCCGAGGCUCAGGACCCCAAGCCCAGCAAGGCUGAGAAGCCGCUGCGGAAUGGCCUGGUGAAGAACAGGCGCUUCUGAUGCCCCGCCCCGCCCCACCACGCCCCCAUGGACCCUGCCCCACCCCCGGGACCUCGGCCACGCCCCAUCCCCCCGGGACCCUGGCUGCAGCCAGCUCCGCUCCUCCCGGGCCCAGCCAUUCCUGGGACCCCGCCCCGCCCCCUCAGGCCCCGCCUCCGGACCGCGGCCACGCCCCCUAAGACCGCGGCCACGCCCCAGCCCACUGGUCGGGGGCCACAGCGACCCCGCGCACUCUCCGGCCAUCGCCUGGGAGGAAGAUGCCACCGCUGUGCCCACGCCCUGGCCGCCACCUCUUCCUCCUCCUGGCCCUGCUGCUGCCCUGGCCAUCCCCGGCCCGCGCUCCUGUGCCCCCGGGCCCCGCCGCCGCCCUGCUCCAGGCUCUCGGGCUGCGCGAUGCGCCCCAGGGCGCCCCCACGCUCCGGCCCGUUCCCCCGGUUAUGUGGCGCCUGUUCCGCCGCCGCGACCCCCAGGAGACAAGGUCGGGCCUGCGGCGGACGCCUCCAGGGGCUACUCUGCAACCGUGCCACGUGGAGGAGCUGGGGGUCGCCGGAAACAUAGUGCGCCACAUUCCGGACCGCGGUGCGGCCGCCCGGCCCCCGGAGCCCGCCUCGGCCGCGGCGCAGUGCCCCGAGUGGGCCGUCGUCUUCGACCUGUCGGCUGUGGAACCCGCCGAGCGCCCGAGCCGGGCUCGCCUGGAGUUGCGCUUCGCGGCGGCGGCGGCGGCGGCGGCCCCGGCGAGCGGCUGGGAGCUGAGCGUGGCGCGGGCUGGUGAGGCCGCGGGCCCGGACCCCGGGGCGGUGCUGCUCCGCCAGGCGGUGCCCGCCCUGGAGUCGCCGGUGCGCGCCGAGCUGCUGGGCGCCGCCUGGGCCCCUAACGCCUCGGUGCCGCGCAGCCUCCGCCUGGCGCUGGCGCUGCGUCCGCGGGCCCCUGCCGCCUGCGCGCGCCUGGCCGAGGCCUCUCUGCUUUUGGUGACCCUCGACCCGCGCCUGUGCCACCCUCUGGCCCGGCCCCGGCGCAAGGCCGAACCUGUGGCGGGCGGCGGCCUCGGGGGCGCGUGUCGCGCGCGGCGGCUCUACGUGAGCUUCCGCGAGGUGGGCUGGCACCGCUGGGUCAUCGCGCCGCGCGGCUUCCUGGCCAACUACUGCCAGGGCCAGUGCGCGCUGCCCGCUGCUCUGUCUGGCCCCGGCGGGCCCCCGGCGCUCAACCACGCCGUGCUGCGCGCGCUCAUGCACGCGGCCACCCCGCGCGCCGGUGGCCUGCCCUGCUGCGUGCCCGCGCGCCUGUCGCCUAUCUCCAUGCUCUUCUUCGACAACAGCGACAACGUGGUGCUGCGGCACUAUGAGGACAUGGUGGUGGACGAGUGCGGCUGCCGCUGACCAGGGGUGGGGGGCGUGGAACCAACAAUAAACACUGCGUGGUCUGCU